Molecule: messenger RNA, 1554 nt
Organism: Clonostachys rhizophaga
Lineage: Eukaryota; Fungi; Ascomycota; Sordariomycetes; Hypocreales; Bionectriaceae
Source: the annotation of a GenBank genome assembly
AUGACCAAACAGCCAGAUAGCGAGAACGUCACAAUAGUUAACGACGACGAGACCCCACUGCCAAGUAGCGAGGAGGGCGACGUCGAGAAGCAGCGCCUUCCAACCAGUGAUGGGGAUGUAACUGAUGAUCCCAACAUCGUGUCAUGGGACGGCGACGACGACCCAGCAAAUCCCUACAACUGGAAGAGCUGGCGCAAGGUUGUCAACUGCAUCCUCAUCAGCGCCCUCUCCUUCCUAACACCCCUCGGUUCAUCCAUGUUCGCCCCCGGCGUCACAGAUCUCAUGAUAGAAUUCCAAAUGACUAGCCGCUCACUCGGCUCCUUCGUCGUCAGCGUCUACGUGCUCGGCUUCGCCGCCGGCCCCAUGAUCUUCGCGCCCCUCUCGGAGAUCUACGGCCGCGGCAUCAUCUACCACACCACCAACCUCUGCUUCCUCGCCUUCACCAUCGCCUGCGCCGUAGCCCCUACCUUCUCCUCUCUCAUCGGCUUCCGCUUCCUCGCCGGCCUCUUCGGCUCCGUGCCGCUCACCAACGGCGGCGGCUCCAUCGCCGACAUGAUCCGCCAGGAGAAGCGCGGCGCCGCCAUGUCCGCCUUCGCCGUCGGUCCCCUCCUCGGCCCCAUCAUCGGUCCCGUCGUGGGCGGCUACGUCUCCGAGGCGCUGGGCUGGCGCUGGGUCUUCUGGAUCCUCUCCUGCGUCUCGGGUUUCAUCACCAUCACCUUCUUCGUCUUCUCGGCGGAGACCUACGCCCCCGUCCUGCUCGAGAGGAAGACGAGGCGGCUGAGGAGGGAGACCGGAAAUAUGAACCUGCGUUCUAAGCUCGACGAGGGCCUUCUCCCGAAAGAUUACUUCGUCCGGGGCAUCGUCCGCCCCUUCAAGAUGCUCUUCUUCUCGCCCAUCUGCAUCAUCGCGGCGCUCUACGUCGCCCUGGGCUACGGGUACCUCUACCUCAUGUUCUCCAGCCUCUCGCCCCUCAUCCAGCAGAUCUACCACUUCGGCACCGGCGCCGCGGGCUUAGCCUUCCUGGGCUUCGGCGUGGGCAGCAUGAUGGGCGUCGUCUUCUUCGCGCGCCUGAGCGACGUCUACAUCAAGAAGAAGGCCAGGGAGGAGGCCGAGCUGGCCGCGGCCGAGGGCCGCGAGCCCGCCGGCCUCAAGCCAGAGUACCGUCUGCCCCCUCUCCGAUUCGGCGCCCUGCUCCUGCCGACCGGUUUGUUCAUCUACGGGUGGACGGCCUACUACAAGGUCCAUUGGAUCGCGCCCAUCAUCGGCACGGCGGUCAUGGGUGCCGGCAACCUGAUGAUCUUCAUGUCCUUCCAAAUGUAUCUCGUCGACACGUUUGCCCAAUACUCGGCCUCGGCACUCGCCUCCAACUCGGUCGUGCGAUCUAUCCUCGGCGCCGUCCUGCCCCUCGCUGCCUUCCCCAUGUACGACAAGCUGGGCUUGGGAUGGGGCAACAGUCUACUGGGUUUCAUUGCCGCGGCGUUGAUCCCGGUCCCGUGGCUGGUGCUCAAGUACGGCGAGUACCUGCGAAAGCGGUUCGAGAUCAAGAAUCUGUAG